Messenger RNA from Rubroshorea leprosula, 1061 nucleotides. The record is from the annotation of a GenBank genome assembly. NCBI's taxonomy places the organism in Eukaryota, Viridiplantae, Streptophyta, Magnoliopsida, Malvales, Dipterocarpaceae.
UCAAUAAGAAAGUCUUUCUCUGAUUCCCAACCUCACAACCUCACAGUGGUAUCAAAGCCUUUUAUCUCUCACGAGUCCCCUGUUCCCAUGGCCAAUAAUGAUGAAACCCCCCAUUCGGUAACCUCCAAGAAUUCCAUUUUUCCAUCAUUGACUCCACCACUGCCAAGAAUCCCAUCUCAUUUAACUCCUAUGCUUUCCCAGUCAAACUCACACCAAACAACCACAUGUCAUGGAAGGCUCAAAUCUUGUCUCUCCUUAGGGGUUAUGAGCUCGAUGGCUUCAUUGAUGGAACUCAUCCUUGCCCAAUAGCAACUGAACCCACAUAUAGCUUCUGGGCACGCCAAGAUCAACUCUUGCACCAUGCCUUUCUCACCUCUAUUUCAGAAGCCAUAACCCCAUACAUAGCAGUUGCGACAAUAGCCCAACAAGCUUGGGAAACACUAGUUAAGCUCUACGCUAAUCGGUCUCAAACUCGCGUCAUUACCUUGAAGGAACGUCUUCAAACUAUGAAGCGUGAUGGUCACUCGUUCUCAGAAUAUCUUCGAUCCCUGAAAACAGUGGUUGAUGAGCUUGGGAGUGUUGAUCUUCCCCUCACUGAUGACGAUCUGACUGUGUACGUUCUCAAUGGAUUGGGACCAGGAUUUCGAGAGAUUGUUGCCUCUCUUCACACCCACGACUCCUCUCUGUCAUUUGAUGACUUACAUGACCGCUUAGUUGCUUAUGAGGAAAGCCUAAAGAGAGAUGACCUUCGGAUUAACUCUGCUCCGAUAACUGCUCAUUAUGCUAAUAUUCCUGGGCCCAGUCAUCUCAAAUGCCGUAAUCAAGGCUUACGAACUUCCAACAGGCCUGCUGGAUUAACUUGUCAAUUAUGCAAACUUGAUGGGCAUUUUGCAACUAAUUGUCCUAACUUUCGAGUUCAAGCUUUAAGACCUAUGGCUCAUGCUGCCUCUUCGUCUGCAGCCAUCCUUGACGACUGCCUACUCGACUCUAGUGCCAACCAUCAUGUUACCAUAGACUUGGCAAACUUGGCUCUUCACUAAGAAUAUAAUGGUCCUGAAGAG